AUGAUGUCCGAAAGGGAUUACGCGCCCCUCAGCGCGGCGUGCGUGCGUUCUCUCAAUGACAAAUUGUACGAGAAACGGAAGCCAGCCGCCGUCGAAAUCGAAAAGAUGGUGAAGGAAUUCGCCGCUCACAACAACACCGUGCAGAUCAAGAGGUUGCUGAAGGUGCUCGGACAGGACUUUGCGACCUCGCAGAACCCGCAUACGCGCAAAGGCGGGUUGAUAGGUCUGGCGGCAAUCGCCGUCGGUCUCGGAAAAGACACCGGCCAGUACAUAGAGGACCUGAUCCAUCCGAUCCUGGCGUGCUUCUGCGACGCUGAUCUGAGAGUACGUUAUUAUGCCUGCGAGAGUCUGUACAAUGUCGUCAAAGUGGCCAGAGGUGCGGUGUUGCCUCAGUUCACGGAUAUCUUCGCCGCCCUAAGUAAACUCGCGUGCGACUCUGAGCAGAAUAUAAAGAACGCUACCGAAUUGCUUGACAGAUUGAUGAAGGACAUCGUGACAGAGAGUGGCCUUUUCGAUUUAGUUGGUUUCAUGCCUCUGUUACGCGAACGCAUCUAUACGAAGAACCCGUUCGGUCGGCAGUUCGUGAUAGCGUGGGUUUCCGUGCUAGCAGCAGUGCCCAACAUGGACUUCAUCUUAUUCUUACCGGAGAUACUUGAUGGGCUGUUCAGGAUACUGGAGGAUCCCAUGCCAGAGAUCAAGAAGAUCACAGAUACGGUGCUCGGUGAAUUUCUGCGUAGCAUAAAGUCAAAUCCCACGAGAGUGGACUUCCCGGCCAUGAUAAAUAUACUGAUCAUGCACGCCCAGAGUACGGACGAGUUGCUUCAGUUGACGGCGAUUACUUGGAUAAAAGAAUUCGUGCAGCUGUCCGGGCCUCUUAUGCUCCCGUACAUGUCCGGCAUUCUCGUAGCCGUUCUACCAUGCUUGGCCUACGAUGGUGAUACGCGGAAGAGUAUUAAGGAAACUGCAACGCAAGUAAACACGAAUCUAAUGAGAUUGAUAAUCAUGGAAAACACGGAGAUCACGAAGGAUAAUAAAAAAGAGACCAAUAAUAAAGAUCCUACAAAGGAGAAGGAAGAUAUGAGCUGUCCUUUAGCUGAAAGCUUGAACCUCGCCAGUGUCGUAGAAGUACUUACAAAACAUUUGUUGUACAUAUCUGUCCAGACCAAAGUUGCAGUUUUAAAGUGGAUACAUCAUUUGUUUAUAAACAUUCCACAUAAGAUGUUUAACCACAUAGAAGACUUGUUUCCAAUGCUAAUGAAAUCUUUAAGCGAUGCCUCUGACGAAGUGGUGCAACAAACUUUAGUGGUAAUGGCUGAAAUUAUCAGCUCGAAGUCUCCAGAGGCUGCAACGACCGAACCAAAUGCGAAGAUGCAGAAUAAAUACUUUACAAAGUUCAUAGUCAAUUUGUUGAGGCUCUUCUCGACCGACAGACACUUGUUAGAGGAACGAGGUGCUUUUAUCAUAAGAGAAUUGUGCAUACUCUUGAGCGCGGAGGAUAUAUACAAGACUCUGGCAAAAAUCUUGUUAGAAGAACAAAAUUUGAGCUUCGCGUGUACGAUGAUACAGACGCUGAACGUGAUCUUAUUAACCAGCUCCGAGCUCUUCGACUUGCGCAACAAACUUAGACAUUUGGACUCUCCAGAUAGUUGCGCGCUAUUCGAAUGCCUGUAUGUAUCCUGGUGUCAUAAUCCAGUCGCGACAGUAGCCCUGUGUCUUUUGUCUCAGCAUUAUCGACAUGCGUGCAACAUCAUUCGCUCUUUUGAGAAUAUCGAGGUCACAGUGGAAUUUCUUACGGAAAUAGACAAGUUGGUGCAACUAAUAGAAUCGCCAAUAUUUACUUACUUGAGAUUGCAGCUCUUGGAAUGGGAGGAGAAUGACGCCCUGAUAUACGCAUUAUAUGGUUUGCUGAUGAUAUUGCCGCAGAGUGAAGCUUACGCGACUCUCCAGCGUCGUUUAGCGGCAAUACCGCCGGCCACAAAACCACCGAAGAGUGAGCAAAAGUGGAUGCAACCGCUCAAGAGUGAGCAAUUGCAACAGAAAACAGUGGACGCCCACUGCAAGUUCGACUUCGGCAAACUAUUGAAACACUUUCACGUGGUUCAAGAACAGCACAAAGAACAGAAGCGCAAGCAAAGGUUAAACGCCCUAGUCGAGAGAAAUAUUCAUAUAGACGCAUGAAUCGCGCGAAGAACUCGCACGUAGCGAUUUUAUGUACGUAAAAAAUAUACCUAAUUUGCUAGUUUUAUACCGUGAAUCCGCAUAAUCAUACAAGAAAACUGUAUACAUCUUUGCGUUUAGCUUCGUUGUAUUAUAGCUUAGUAUGAUAAGCUAUAAUUAUUUAUUACGCUGCAAUCAUCCUCAUGUUGCAACGAAAAUAAAUGAUCAUAAGUUGAUUUUAAAGUAAACUUUUAGUUUAUUUAGUCAAAGUAACAAUAAGACAUUUUAUUUUUUUUUACAUUAUCCUUAGGUCUGUACAUUAACUGUAUAUGUACGUCGUACUUCUAAAAUUAUACUCUAAUUUCCAGUCUUCAUCUCAUUUAAGUACUGUCGAGAUUGAUGGAGAAAUGACAAGAUUGCCCGUAUUAGAGUUCAUAUUCCGAAUCACCUAUAUCUUCCAAUCUAUCAAUCGCCGACAAAUGGUCAAGCUGAUCUAUGAGCCGACCGUUUUCAUAAAGUAUUACUGUAAUUUGUUCUUGCGUGUCGCAGAUAUUGCGCCAUUUCUUUGUGUUCUCUUGAGCCGGCACGCUCGUCUUCUCGAUUGUCUUCAGCUUGCUCGGCAGUCUAUCCAACGAAUGCAGAAGACUUUCAUUGCGUUCCUUGCUCUCCUGCGACAAGCGAUACGAGAACGAUUCCAAGGCGUGCUCAUAGCUGUCUAUAUCCUUAUCCAAUAUCUGUGUCUGCAGGUAUACUGUCUGCGCCAUCUUAUACCAAUCCGCGACGCACUCGGAUCGCUGCGUCAUGGCUGGUACACAUUCCGUCUCCAGGAGCGCUUUCAAUCUGCGUCCAGUUUCUGUCACCUGCUCGUCCAGCGAAAUCACAGUAUUUUAAUGAAAUGAAGCAUUCAUUAUUUUUAAGAUUUUUUUAUUAGUUCGUCAUUGUAAUACAGUAUAUUGUAACUGUAUACCACGCGUAUCUUGAAAGAUGUCUUAAUGUUCUUUGGAAUAUUAUAUCGUGACGAAAGAAA
Messenger RNA from Odontomachus brunneus, 3184 nucleotides. RefSeq names its product protein VAC14 homolog. Lineage: Eukaryota; Metazoa; Arthropoda; Insecta; Hymenoptera; Formicidae. The record is from RefSeq and is a predicted model, not a curated record. Bases 1 to 2178 code for a protein of 725 amino acids. Gene Ontology annotation, biological process: phosphatidylinositol biosynthetic process; positive regulation of kinase activity. Gene Ontology annotation, cellular component: endosome membrane; PAS complex. The transcript has 7 exons.